AUGUCGAAUGCCCGUAAGCUCAUCUUGAUCACUGGUGGAACUGGUUUCAUCGGAAACCACACAGUUUCACAGUUCCUCUUGAACGGGUAUCGAGUUCGAGCGACAGUCCGAAACCAGGAUAGCUGCGACCGGUUCCUCUCUAUCCAUUGGAGACACCGGGAUUCGCUGGAAACGCUGAUCGUCGCUGAUAUCACAAGACCCGGGGCCUUUGAUGCGGCCGUCAAAGAUGUUGAUGGAAUUGUGCAUAUGGCCUCUCCAUUCACCUACAAGAUCACCGACAAUGAGAAAGAUUUGAUCGUACCAGCCAUCAACGGUACAAAAGGGAUCUUGCAAAGUACGGUUUCCUUUGCGCCGAAGGUCAAGCGAGUUGUUUUGACUUCUUCGUUUGCCUCAAUUGCCGACUUUUCGAAGGGUCUACGACCGGGACACGUGUAUGAGGAAUCGCAGUGGAGUCCUCUGACCUACCAGGCGACGAAAGAUGACAAGAGAGGCCUUGCCUAUGCAGGCAGCAAAAAGCUCGCGGAAGAAGCAGCUUGGCAGUUCGUGGAAACUUCGCCCGGCGUGAAUUUCUCUCUCGCAACCAUUAAUCCGACCAUGGUAUACGGCCCAGCAUUCCCUGGAUCAGCAGGCCUCAAGCAUCUAGGUCAAUCUAUGUCAGAGAUAUAUGCGCUCAUGGAUGCAUCUCUGAAUGAAGUUCCACCGACCAUGUUGCCUGCCUUCGUGGAUGUUAGGGAUGUUGCGAGAGCCCACCUUCUGGCAUUCGAGACAGACAAUCCACAAAGAUUCCUUAUCUCAGGAGGGGACUUUGACAAGCAGAAGGUCUGUGAUCUGCUCCGAGAUCAGAUACCCGAACUGAAGAGUCGGGUGCCUGUCGGAAACCCAGGGAAGCCAAGCAUAGGUGAGCACUACGAGGUCGACUGUUCCCGAGCUCGGAGCAUCCUUGGCAUUGAGUUCCGGCCCUUUAAUGAGACCUUCUUGGAUAUGGGUCACGCUUUUUUGGAGAUGGAGAAUGCCGAAAAAGAGUCCUCUCUUUGA
Messenger RNA from Penicillium daleae, 1035 nucleotides. Its product is annotated as SDR family oxidoreductase. Gene Ontology annotation, molecular function: oxidoreductase activity, acting on the CH-OH group of donors, NAD or NADP as acceptor. Lineage: Eukaryota; Fungi; Ascomycota; Eurotiomycetes; Eurotiales; Aspergillaceae. The record is from RefSeq and is a predicted model, not a curated record. The transcript is spliced from 2 exons. The coding region runs from base 1 to 1035 and encodes 344 amino acids.